Myxocyprinus asiaticus (Chinese sucker) is the source of this 10316-nucleotide messenger RNA. RefSeq names its product brefeldin A-inhibited guanine nucleotide-exchange protein 3-like. The transcript is spliced from 35 exons. The record is from RefSeq and is a predicted model, not a curated record. Gene Ontology annotation, molecular function: guanyl-nucleotide exchange factor activity. NCBI's taxonomy places the organism in Eukaryota, Metazoa, Chordata, Actinopteri, Cypriniformes, Catostomidae. Bases 3687 to 10046 code for a protein of 2119 amino acids. Gene Ontology annotation, biological process: regulation of ARF protein signal transduction.
ACAAAGUAUAGUCAGGACAUUACUGAUGUAAAAAAACAACACCUUCAUUAUUUGAAAAAAAGUCAUUUUGAUCAAAUCUAGACAGGCCCCAUUUCCAGCAGCCAUCAGCCCAACACCUUAUCCUUGAGUAAUCAUGCUUAAUUGAUCAUUUAGUAUUAGAAAAUCACUUGCCAUUAUAUCAAACACAGGUGAAAGCUAUUUGGUUCAUUAAAUGUGCUAAAUGUAAUAUUUGAAAAUCAUAAAAUGACCAUAAUAUGUCAUUAGAGAAUUAGGAAACAUGCUAAGUUGAAAUACUGGCUUCUACAAUAACAAUGCUACAGCCAGUAUAUUCUACUUUCAAGUUUCCAUUCUGGGCUGGAAUUUCUGUGUAUGUUUUGGACUGUGUGAUCCCACCCACUGCCCACUCACCAAUAGUAUUUCGACCCGGCCGGGUUGCCAGAUUUGAACAAGUUUGCAGGCAAACACUGCGUGCUGCAACCAUGGAAGCCAGCAAACGAACUGGAUCAGAGAUAACAGAUUCCACCUGACCUAAAAAGCCAUCCAUCUAAACACCACCAUGACCAGAGGCGUAGUAAAACAAGGAAAAAUAUUGGAGAUGCCUUUGGAAGAUGGAGACAGCUUAAAGGCCAGAAAUCCUUUAAAAUGGAUGCUGAGUUGGCUAAUUUGCGUGUCAACAUUCUGGCAACCCGCAUGAGCUUCGAGUCUGGGGUGGGGCAGACACCUCUCCAAUAUUUUGAAUUUGGACUGCAGUACCCAUUUCAAACGUUUGUUGUCAAUCUUAUAUAUAGCACCUUUAAAUGAAGCUUAACAUUCUUGUCUUUGUGUUUGUUUUUGAGUUUCCAAAGUAUGCAAUAGACUGGCAUGUCUCAAGGUCAAUAUUAGGUAAAAAAUGGCAAAAAAAAAAAAAAAAAAAAGAAACAGCUUUCUCUAGAAACUCAUCAGUCAAUCAUUGUUUUGUGGAAUGAAGGCUAUACAAUGCUUGAAAUUGCCAAAAAAAAAAACAACCUGAAUAUUUCAUACAAUGUUGUAUACUACAGUCUUCAAAGACAAAGGACAACUGGCUCUAACAAGGACAGAAGGAGAUGUGGAAGGCCAGAUUUACAACUAAACAACAGGAUAAGUACAUCAGAGUCUCUAGUUUGAGAAAUAGACACCUCACAUGUCCUCAGCUGACAGCUUCAUUGAAUUCUACCCACUCAACACCAGUUUCAUGUACAACAGUAAAGAGAAGACUCAGUGGUGCAGGCCUUAUGGGAAGAAUUGCAAAGAAAAAGCCACUUUUGAAACAAAAAACAAAAAAAGGUUAGAAUGGGCAAAGAAACACAGACAUUGGACAACAGAUAAUUGGAAAAGAGGGUUAUGGAUCAAAAUCAAAUCAAAUCACUUUUAUUGUCAUACAACCAUAUACACAAGUGCAACAGUGGGUGAAAUUCUUGGGUGCAGUUCCGAGCAACAUAAUAGUCGUGACAGUGAUGAGACAUAUACCAAUUUACAAUAAACAUCAGAUUUACACAACACAAUUUAAAGUCUAUUAUACACAUAAUUACACACAACACAAUAUACAAAUAAUAACAUACACUGUACAGUAUACAAUACACACAAUAUAGAUACACAUUAUUCAAUAAAAAAAAAUAUAUGUAGUAUAUAUAAAAUGUACAGUAGGUUGUAUUGUACUGUAUUGACAUUCAGGCUGUCGGUUGCCAGUGUGUUGUUAAGCGAAUAUAAUUUAUGACUGUCCAGUGUGAGAUUAAUAAAGUGCAGUGCUGAUGUAUUUUGAUCAUGAGAGAUCAAGAGUUUAAAUGUCUGAUUGCUUGGGUGAAGAAGCUGUCAUGGAGUCGGCUGGUGCGGGUCCUGAUGCUGCGAUACCGCCUGCCUGAUGGUAGCAGUGAGAAUAGCCCAUGGCUCGGGUGGCUGGAGUCUCUGAUGAUCCUCCGAGCUUUUUUCACACACCGCCUGGUAUAUAUGUCCUGGAGGGAGGGAAGCUCACCUCCGAUGAUGUGUCUGGCAGUUCACACCACCCUUUGCAGGGCUUUGUGGCUGUGGGCGGUGCUAUUUCCGUACCAGGCAGUGAUGCAGCCAGUCAGGAUGCUCUCUACAGUGCAGGUGUAGAACCAUGUGAGGAUGUGGCGGUUUCCAAACUUCCUCAGCUGUCUCAGGAAGAAGAGGAUCUUAACCCCAUUGAGCUUUUGUGGGAUCAGCUAGACUGUAAGGUGCGUAAGAAGUGCCCAACAAGACAGCCACAUCUAUGGCAAGUGCUACAGGAAGCGUGGGGUGAAAUGUCACCUGAGUAUCUGGACAAACUCACAGCUAGAAUGCCAAGGAUCUGCAAAGCUGUCAUUGCUGCACGUAGAGGAUUUUUUGAUGAGAAAGCUUUGAAGUAGUUUAAGAAGUUCUGAAAUUUUCUUUUUCAAAUUGUAAUAGUAAUUUUUCAUGUUAUUAAUGUCCUGACUAUAUAUUGUGUUCAGGUGAAUGGCACUUUGGUGAAUAAAAGUACCAAUUUCUUUCCAUAAGAUCAAAAUCUGUACAUUAUUCCAAACCUUUGGCCGCCAGUGUAUACCUAUAGGUAUUUUGAAAAUAUAAUGUAUUUAUAGUUACAGAUUUACUAGGCUUGUUUUAUUGAGAUUUAUGUUGGCUGUUCUGCUGUCUAAACAGAUGAGGGGUUCAAAACUGAUGUCCUGUGUAACUGCUGUACUGUUUCACAGGAUCAAUGCUGUUCAGAUGAAAGUAUUUAGCAGUCCUCACUCUAUUGAAAUGGGUUUGUUUCAAAAACUGUGAAUCAUAAGGAAUAUAUGGAUUUCUAUGAAGAAUGUAGGCAUGAGUUGCUCAAAGUUGUGAACAUUGUUUUAUGGAUGUGAAAGGUGCACUCAGUAACUUUGCUUGUGUCAUCUAGGACUUGCAGUGACACCUAUUGGCAUGGAUACAGCAUCAUUCAAAUUCAAUAGUUUUCAGUUUCAGAUGCCAUUGUAGAAAUUUAGUAUUCACAGUCAGCCAUGAUUAUUUUAAUAAAUGAGUGAAAGUGUCAAAUAACAGGACUGUUACUGAGAUUAAGCGAGUAGUAUUCAACUGGUCAUGUGAUAGUAUCAUGGCAGCCCCCAUGUGUGGACCCUCUCCAUGUAAAAUAAUACAGCUUUUAUAAGGUUACUGAUAUGACUGGAUUCUUCAUUUCAUGUGAGUGCUCAUGAUUUUAUAUAUAUAUGUAUAUGUAUAUGUUUCAAAAUAACAAUUAAUUUCUUUUGGAUAAAAACCUGUGUGUGUGUGUGUGUGUGUGUGUGUGGAUUUUAUCCCCUUUUUCUCGCCAAUUUGGCAUGCCCACUUCCCAGUGCACUCUGAUUCCUCUUGGUGGCGCAGUGACUCACCUCGAUCUGGGUGGCGGAGGACAAAUCUCAGUUACCUCCGCUUCUGAGACAGUCAGGCUGCGCAUCUUAUCACGCGGCUUGCUGAGCACGUUACCGCGGAGACGUAGCAUGUGUGGAGGUUCACACUAUUUACUGUGGCAUCCACGCACAACUCGCCACGCACCCUACCGAGAGUGAGAACCCAACUAAUAGCGACCUUGAGGAAGAAACCCUUGGGGCUCAAAAUGGAUCGGUUAAAAUCACACCAUCUAAACUCAGAAGUGUCUGUUUCCUCUGCAACUGGCACUGGAGUCUAAAAACACUAAAUUGGCCCAGACUGCCCUCACUGGAAUGCAGAAGAUCCUUUGUGAGGAUUGCUUUGUUGCUUUGGAAACGGAGGUUCCAGAGAAGCAGCUUUUGAGUCAGAUCCUGGAAGCCAUCAGGGUGACGCCCACCCUACAUGAAGACCUGCAGGUGGAGGUCAUGAAGGUUCUGCUUUGUGCCACCUACUCCUCUACAUUUGAGAUCAAUGGCCACAACAUCUUGAGAAUUGCUGAGGUUUGUAUUGAGACAUACAUAUCAAGCUGGCAUCAACGCAGCAUCAACACAGCGGUCAGGGCCACCCUCAGUCAAAUACUGGGAGACCUCGCCCUACAACUGCGCCAUAGACAAGACAACACAGGUAUUGAUGGGGAGGAAUGUUCCAUGCCUGUGCUCCAGAGCAAAGAUAUCUCUCCCACAACUGAUUCACUGUAUGAAGAUGUUGUGAUGGUGCUCACUGUAUUCUGCGACAAACUGGAAUCUGUCUCAAAUGAACAGCAGUUGCUGCAGCUCUUAUAUCUGGAGUGUAUCCUGUCUAUGUUGAGCAGCUGUCCUCCCACAAUGCACCUACAGCGUCAUUUCACUGACCUCAUCUGGAAGCAGUUAUGUCCAACCCUGGUGGUGACUAUGGGAAACCCUGCGAGUGAUAAAAGCAUCACAUCUGCUCAUGGCGGUUCAUCUCAGGACUCAGACUUGGCAUCAGGGACAACGGUUUUAGAUCAAGGCCGAGGGUCUGGCUGCUCUUCGAGUACUCCUGCCAUGAUCGGCCCAGUGGUCCGCACCAUCUGCUAUGUGGCAGCAGAGUUAGUUCGUCUGGUGGGCUGCGUGGAGUCCAUGAAGCCAGUGCUGCAGUCCUUGUACCACCGUAUUCUGCUCUAUCCUCCUCCUCAGCAUAGAGUGGAGGCCAUCAAGAUUAUGAAGGAGAUUUUGGGAAGCCCCCAGCGCUUGUUUGACCUGGCUGGUCCAUGUGUCAUUGAGCCUGAGACAAGGAAGAGAUCCUUCUCGAAAAGGAAGUCACAUCUUGAUCUUUUCAAAUUGGUAAUGGAUGGUAUAACAGAAGCAUGUAUGAAAGGUGGGAUUGAGGCCUGCUACUCCUCUGUCUCCUGUGCGUGUGCCCUGUUGGGUGCUUUAGAUGAGCUCAGUCAAGGGCAGGGCCUGCAGCAGGACCAAGCUGGCAUGCUUUUGCGCCGAUUGGAUGAGCUAAAGGAGGGGGCGGAGUCUAUGCAUGAGUCUGUAGAACUUAAUGAGGCAGACUUCCGCUGGCAGCAGCAUGUGCUCUCAUCUGAGAAUGCUGCCAGGGAGAGUGCCUUUGCCGAACGCAGCCCUGAUAUCAGCAUCAGCGUUACAACUGACACAGGUCAGACCACUUUGGAAGGAGACAUGGGUCAGACCACUCUGCAAAGGGACUUGGGCCAGAACACUCCAGAGGACUGUGGGGAGGAACAACGCCAGCCAUCACCCACAGCGGGAACGGGACCUGACAUGCCAGAAUGCAUACGAGACCGUGGCCCUGCAGUAGCCAAUUCCAGUACUGCCCCCCCCGAUGUGGUUCAACGCAGCCAUGGCCUGGCCUACCCUGACAUCACCAACUUCCUGUCUGUGGAGUCUCGAAUGCGUUCGCACGGCUCACGCUAUAGCGAAAGCAACUUCAGUGUGGACGAGCAGGAAUUGUCCCGAACUGAGUUUGAUUCAUGCGACCAGUACUCCAUGGCUGCAGAAAAGGACUCUGGUCGCUCCGACGUGUCUGAUAUGGGCUCUGAUAACUGCUCGCUCGCUGAUGAGGAGCAGACACCACGGGAAUGUCCUGGACACCGUACACUACGGACAGCUGCUCUGUCCCUGAAACUGUUGAAAAACCAAGAAGCUGAUCAGCAGAGCGCACGGCUCUUUGUGCAGUCUUUAGCUGUGCUGCUGCCUCGUCUGCUAGGACUGCACAGUAUAACAGAUGUAGAUGUCUCCCUGCAGAACUUCUCCUCCACCUUCUGUUCAGGGCUGCAAGCAGGUGGUGUUCACUCUCCAGGCUUUGAGGGCAGCAAAAACUUGAGCUGUCAGGCUCUGAUGAAUGCUGAUGGAUUGUAUUUGUUGUCUUAUUACGCUCUACUGCUCAACCUUAAACUCUGUUGCUGUGACUACUACCACAGGAAGACCACGCCUGCUUUGGUCACUCUGAAGGAGUUUGUGCGUCAGGUCCAGAGCAGUGGUGUUCUGGUGGUUUUGUCUCAGGCAUGGAUUGAGGAACUCUAUAAUCAGGUGCUGGAGAGAAAUCUGCUGGGAGAGGCUGGAUACUGGGGGUCAGCAAAGGAGCAGUCUCUACCCCUCAUCACCAUGCUGACCGAUAUUGAUGGACUGGGCAGCAGUGCUAUUGGUGGUCAGCUGAUCAGAAAGGCCUCCACACAGUUGCCCUUCACCUGUGAUAAGAACAGCAGUGAUAACCUGGUUGCAGGUGUGGUAUUUGCCCGCUACAUCCUGACAGGCUGCUGGAAAAACCUGAUCGACACACUGUCCACGCCACUCACAGGACGCAUGGCAGGCAGCUCCAGGGGUCUCGCCUUCAUUCUGGGAGCGGAGGGAGUUAAAGAGCAAACCCAGAGAGAGAGGGACACCAUCUGCCUCAGUCUGAAUGGUCUACGCAAGGCUGCGGCCCUUAGCUGUGCUCUGGGUGUGGCAGCUAACUGUGCAUCAGCUCUUGCACAGAUGGCAGCAGCAUCAUGUGUUCAGGAAGAAAAAGAGGAGAAAGAACUGGGGGACACGGGAGACGCUAUUACUCAAGUUAAACAGCGUGUGGAGCAGAAGCUAGAGCAGAUGGGUCACUGUCAGGGUGUUAGUUUGCACACGGCACACGUGCUCUGCAUGGACGCUAUACUCAAUGUGGGACUGGAGAUGGGCAGCCAUAACCACGACUGCUGGCUGCAUGUGUUCAGAGUGAUAGAGUUUGUGAGUUCACUGGAACACACUCAUUUCAGUGACAGAGGCUCCCAACUGCCUAUCGCAAUAACGCAGGCACAGCAGGCCAUGGCAGUGGACCUGGAGCUGGAGUUGAGCGGUGAGGCCAGUCCAGAGCUUGAGCUGGGGCUUAGUCAUCCUGUCAUCCAGCCCAUGUCCAUCCAGGAGCUGUUGAAAGAUAGCAGUCGUGGGAAAGGCUUCGAUCUGCGCGGAGGGAGUCUGCUCACCGGCACCAGUGCAGCCAAAGCCGUCUGCACCCUUUCCACACAAGCUGACAGGUUGUUUGAGGAUGCAGUGAGUAAACUCAAUCUGGUGGGUCUGGUAGGCUUCCUGCAUCAGCUCAGAAAAGCUUCUCAGUCUCAACUCUUUGAUUCAGUCACAGAAACCGGAGACUAUUCCUUAGCCAUGCCAGGGGAGGCUAAGUCCACGCAGGAAAAACGCAGCGCUCUGCAUCUCUUCCGGCUGGGUGAGGCCAUGCUGCGCAUCGCCAAGAACAAGGGCAGACCACUGCUGCACAUGAUGAGGGCCUGGAGUGUGGUGGCUCCUCACCUAGUCGAGGCUGCCUGUCACAAGGAGCGUCAUGUAUCCCAGAAGGCCGUGUCGUUCAUUCAUGAUGUUCUGAUGGAGGUUCUGAGCAGCUGGGCAGAACUUCCACACUUCCACUUCAACGAAGCUCUCUUUAGACCCUUUGAGCACAUCAUGCAGCUGGAGCUCUGCGAUGAAGAUGUACAAGAUCAGGUGAUCACCUCUAUUGGUGAGCUGGUGGAGAUGUGUUCUGCUCAGAUCCAGUCUGGCUGGAGACCGUUGUUCAGUGCCCUCAGAACUGUGCACGGCAGCAAGACGGACAUGAAGGAUUACCUGAUAGGAGAAUAUUCUAUGGGGAAGUCACAGGCACCUGUGUUUGACGUCUUUGAAGCCUUCAUUAAUACAGACAACAUUCAGGUGUUUGCCAAUGCAGCGACGGAUUACAUCAUGUGCCUUAUGAAGUUUGUCAAAGGUUUAGGUGAAGUGGACUAUAAGGAGAUUGGGGACUGUGUUCAUAUGAGUGGAUUCAGCUCUACAGAUCUGUGUCUGCCUGCUCUGGACUAUCUGAGGAAAUGUUCACAGCUGCUUGCCAAAAUCUAUAAGAUGCCUUCUAAACCUGUGUUCUUGGGUGCGCGGCUGGCCAGCCUGCCCAUGCGAGCACAGGAGCGGUCCGUCAGCAGUGAGGACGGCAUGGACUGUGUGUUAGCCGAGUUUGAUGAUGACACAGGUCUGAUCCAGGUGUGGAUUCUUCUGUUGGAGCAGCUGACUGCAGCUGUGUCAAACUGUCCUCGUCAACAUCAGCCGCCGACACUUGAGCUGCUGUUUGAACUGCUGCGUGAGGUCACCAAGUUACCAGGACCUGGCUUUGCCAUCUUCUCUGUCAUUCAACUCCUUCUCCCUGUCAUGUCACUAUGGCUACAGCGAAGCCACGGCGACCAUUCAUACUGGGACAUCGCUGCAGCAAACUUCAAGCAUGCUAUCGGACUGUCCUGUGAGCUGGUGGUGGAACAUAUUCACAGCUUCAUCCAUUCAGAUAUUGGCUAUGAGAGUCUGAUUAACCUAAUGCUGAAAGAUCUCUUCAAACUGCUGGUGUCUUGUGUAGCUGAACCAGCCGAAACCAUUUCCAGAGUAGGCUGCUCCUGUAUCAGGUAUGUUCUGGUGACAGCGGGGCCUGUCUUCACUGAGGAGAUGUGGAGGUUAGCCUGCUGUGCGCUGCAGGACGCAUUCUCUGCCACACUGGAGCCAGUGAAGAAUCUGCUUGCUUGUUUCCGGAGUGGGUCAGAAAGUUUUAUGGGCGAUGCGUGUGAGGUGAAAGUGGCAGCCCCUUCACAUUCACCCUCAGCAGAAGCCGAAUACAUGAGGAUUCGGGCCAUGGCUCAACAGGUCUUCAUGUUGGAUACGCAGUGCUCCCCUAAAACUCCCAGCAGUAAGGAUGGUUUUGAGCAUGCUCAGUCCUGUGUGCUGAUCAUUGAACUUCCUGCCGAUCAGCAUUCUAACGGACACACUCAGAAGAGGAUUCCCUUCAGAACUCUAGUUGUAAGUUUACUGUCCCAUCAAGUGCUGCUGCAGAACCUGUAUGAUGUCCUCCUGGAGGAGUUUGUGAAGAGCUCUGAGGUCCAGGGCAGAGUCACACCAGUGUCUGAGCCCAAGCCUGCGGGAUUUCUGCGUUACAUUUCAAUGCAGAAUCUGGCCAUAAUUUUUGACCUUCUUCUGGACUCGUACCGCACCGCACGAGAGUUUGACACCCGUCCAGGGCUCAAGUAUCUGCUCAUGAAAGUGUCUGGAGUGUGUGGAGCAGCUAACUUAUACCGCCAGUCUGCCAUGAGCUUUAACAUCUACUUUCAGGCUUUGCUGUGUGCAAUGCUGACCAACCAGGAGAACAUCACUGUGGAGCAGGUGAAGAAGAUCUUGAAUGAGGAAGAUGAGGGUGGCUCUGACUCAUCACAGCAGUGCUCCUCUGAGGAUGAAGAUAUCUUUGAAGAGAUGGCUCAGGUGAGUCCUCCACGAGCUCGUGAGAAGUUCCAGUGGCAUGUCCGCAUUCCGUCACUCAGCACGGAGCCCGUCAGCAGCGUGGACUGGGCUUGGCUGGUCAAACGGCUGCACAAGCUCUGCAUGGACCUAUGCAACAAAUACAUACAGAUGCAUCUGGACCUGGAGAGCACCCUCGGAGAGCAGUUCACCCACCGGGCCGACCCGCUCUUCUUCUUGCCCCUUUUUAAUUCAGAGACCUCCACACCCUCUACCGGAGGUCUGUCGGGCCACGGGACACCCUCAGAGGACAGCUUCCACCUCCACCUGGAUGAGACGCCCUCAGAGGAGGUCCACAGCCCUGGUGUGGCAGGUGUAAGCCUCCCCCAGCUGAGAGGGGACAGAAGGGACAUGGGCCGUAAGAAGGAAUGGUGGGAGAGUGCAGGGAACAAGCUGUACACCAUCGCCACUGAUAAAACCAUCACCAAACUGAUGAUCGAGUACAAGAAACGCAAGCAGCAACAGCACAGCCACACCACAUUUGCAAAAGAUGUGAAAGGCGAGAAAAGGGGCGAGACAGUGACCCUGCAGGGCCUGGGCUCUCCAGGGCCCCAGAGACCCCAGCAACUAGUGGAGCAGGGGGCGAUGCGCCACUCCUUCAGUGCGGGGCCCGAGCUACUGCGGCAGGAGAAAAGACCACGAUCGGGGUCGACGGCCAGUUCUCACAACAUCUCACUCAGAGAUUCUGAGGCACAGAUACAGGCCUGGACCAACAUGGUGCUGACAAUCCUGAAUCAGAUCCAGCUCUUGCCGGACUCCACGUUCAUCGCACUGCAGCCGGCGGUGUUCCCCUGCAUCAGUCAGCUGACCUGUCACGUGACUGACCUGAGGGUACGGCAGGCAGUGCACGAGUGGCUCGGACGAGUGGGACGUGUUUAUGACAUCAUCCUGUGAUGACCAACAUCCUCGUCUAUAGAGCCGGUUUGCUUGUUAUUUAUUUUAGCCGACGGCAUUACCUGCUUACCUUUGCAAACUUUUUAUUGUAAUGCAGAGUGAUUUCUGUCUAAUACAAUUUCUUGUAGUGAGUGUUCUUCAAUAUUUAUGCUGUUAUAUUCAGAAUCACUAUUUAUUUAUAUCUAUGAAAUAUUACCAUACACCGAUCAGCCACAACAUUAAAACCACCUGCCUAAUAUUGUGUAGGUCCCCCUAGUGCCACCAAAACAG